This is a messenger RNA of Salmo salar (Atlantic salmon), 737 nucleotides long. Lineage: Eukaryota; Metazoa; Chordata; Actinopteri; Salmoniformes; Salmonidae. The record is from RefSeq and is a predicted model, not a curated record.
ACCAUCGUCAGGGCCAACAACUCUGAGCUGAGCUUCCUGCUGCUCUUUUCCUUGGCUCUGUGUUUUCUGUGUUCUCUUACUUUCAUUGGCCGGCCCUCUGAAUGGUCCUGUAUCCUGCGCCAUGCAACAUUUGGGAUCACCUUCGUCCUCUGCAUCUCUUGUGUUCUGGGGAAAACAUUAGUGGUGUUGAUGGCCUUCAGGGCUACGCUUCCAGCCAGUAAUGUUAUGAAAUGGUUUGGUCCUCCACAGCAGAGAUUAACUGUAGUGUCCUUCACGUUUGUCCAGGCUUUGAUAUGCACUCUGUGGUUGGUCCUGUCCACUCCCUUCCCCAUUAAAAAACUCACUACCUACAAGGAAAAGAUCAUUCUAGAGUGUGAUGUGGGUUCAGCUAUUGGUUUCCGGGUUGUGAUGGGCUAUAUAGGACUCCUGGCUCUCUUGUGCUUUGUGCUGGCUUUUCUGGCUAGGAAGCUACCUGAUAACUUCAAUGAGGCCAAAUUCAUCACCUUCAGCAUGCUCAUAUUCUGUGCAGUUUGGAUCACCUUUAUCCCAGCUUAUGUCAGCUCUCCUGGGAAGUUCACUGUAGCUGUGGAGAUCUUUGCCAUCAUCACCUCUAGCUUUGGGUUGUUCUUUCUAUUAUUUGUUCCUAAAUGCUUUAUUAUUCUGUUCAGGCCGGAGAAGAACACCAAGAAACACCUUAUGGAGAAGACAUCCAAUGAUAUACGUUAUUAAGAAAUGAU